Messenger RNA from Chara braunii, 2872 nucleotides. The record is from the annotation of a GenBank genome assembly. NCBI's taxonomy places the organism in Eukaryota, Viridiplantae, Streptophyta, Charophyceae, Charales, Characeae.
CGGGAAGAUGAAAGAAAUGGGCUGAUCUACUCUAACAUGGAUGGAGAUAUAUAUGAUCAGUUCGGGGAAUAUAUUGAUAGGAAGGCUGGCGGGGUAAGAGUGGAGGACCAGCAAAGAUUGGCAGCACGAGAGCCACCUCCUGCCACGUUCAGGUUGUGGCAGGAACAAGAGGACCCACCAAUUGCAAUAGAGGAAAUGGGAAGUGAUGAGGAAGUGACUCAGAGGCUACAUGCAGGGGAUAUAAAGGAAGAGCCCAUAGUCAUCGAGUCAGGAGACGAAGGUGAAGAGGAGAGGGUAGAACCGGCGGCAGUCCUGCUAGGGAAGAUGGAAGAUCUGCUGGACAAAGUGGGGAGGUACCAACAAAAGUUGGUAGGUCUCUGCGAAAAAGUAAAGGAGUGGAGGGCUAACCUCCCCAAGGGCUUCCUCUAUGAUUCUGGCCCAGAAUCCAUGUCAGGGCGACCUGGGGUGGCCACUGUAGGGUCAGGCCCUCGAUCUGGAAUAUUGACAAGACCUCCUACACCACGAGGGAGGCUGGCCCAGGCCAAGGCCAAUGCAAGUCAAGAGCCUCCCCGAAAGGAGCCUGAGCCAGGGAAGAGGAAGGAAACAGUGGAGGUGGAGGAUGAUGACGAGGAUGAAGAAGAGGAUGACAGGCUGCGCCAGGAAGAGGAUCAAAGGGCGGAGCAAAGGGCCAGAAAGAGGGAAAGCCGAGAGGAAACGGAACCUGUUCUGCGCGGUGUACCGCCCAAGAAAAAAAAGUAUGAGGUCCGGUUAGAGGAAGGGUUCGAUGUGGAGAGGGUGAUCGAUAGACUACUUGAGGGCAAUAACGACCUUAUGACCCUCGAGGAGAUCCUGGCAUCCGCGCCAAGGCUCCGUAAUGAGCUGAAGGGUAGGCCGUCGAGGCGGCUGGUGCCGAAUGUCCACCUCAGUGUGAUUCAACCAAAGAAAAUGGAAUGGGCAGAACCAGACACGAAAAUGGACUGGAAGUGUGUAGCCUGCGGUAUGGUGGACCUAGUGGUAAAAGGUUCCAAGUGCAUAACCAUAGUAGAUACAGGUGUCGAAAUGAAUAUUAUUCGAGAGGCUGACGCCAUCAGGUUUGGAUUGGAAGUAAACCGCUCGGAUUGCGGAAUUCUGCAUGGGGCCAACAACAAGGCCGUGUUUUGCGGGACCGCCUCGAAUGUACUGCUAGAGAUUGGCAGAGUAAAGGCAAGGGCUUGCUUCUUCAUGACGCCGAACGUAGACCAUGGCGUUCUCCUAGGGAGAUUCGCAGAGCCCAUCGCACAGAUCCGUGGGAAAGCGAGGACAAGGUCAGAGGUGGAGGCGAGGAUGCAAGAGCUACGACCAUCACCUGUUGGACCUGAUGGCAGACCUAUUCGCUUGGAGAUUGGGAAUGCAGAGGAAUUUAUCCCCGCAUUCGAGCAGUUUAUGCAUAAUCUGGGCAUUUUGCAGGAUGAGUGGGCAGCGACGUUACCCCUAUGGACUUGGAAGGUGGAAAGGCCCCUAGCCAGGCAGAUCAAAGACAUGGUCCGAGAUUGGGAUGGCUGCAGGGAUCUGAGCCCGCUGAGGCCAGACCGUCACGAAGGGGGCGAAAGACACUCGCUAGGCGAGAAGGGGAGGCGGUACCUGAGACUGAGGGGUGAAGGGCAUACCCUUAGUGCGGAUUGGGCCCAGUGGAAUUUCAUCAGUUUACGGAAGGAGACCGCACCCAGCAGAGGAGAGGAAGCAUGGAAGGAGGAGGUCCCACCCGCGCUACCAGAGACGGUCGCAUCGCCAGAAGGAAUGGAGGGAGGAGAAACUAAGAGAGCCAGCCUGAGGAGAGAGGUAGACACCUUGAUUGACAGUCAUCUGGCCGCUCACGCCUUGGAGCUCCCGGAUCUGGAGGAGCCCGUGCCUAUGGAGCCGCCUCAGGAGCCAUGUGAGGCCGAGAGAGAGGUGGAAACAGAGAUCCCAGAAAAGGCCGAUCGCCUCACAGAGGAAAAAGUACCAGCAGGGGAAACAGCAGAGGAGAAGCGGGCUAGAGUAGGGAGACGUUGGGAAGAGAUUCGGCAGCAGAGGCAGAAAUUGGAAGAGGCAGAAGCUCUCCCAGAUCCACCACCACCCCACAGGUCGUAUGGACUCAAGGAGAUAUGGGAAAAAUUCCUUGCCCGGCAUGACAAGGAUUUAACAGAUCCAAGCAAGGUGGAGGUCGAGACCUCAAAGAACGCGGACGAGUACUUGGAUCAAAGGAUCCGCUCCUUGUCCAAGACAUCCUUCAACAGAUACAUGAUGUUGGAGGCAGAUCUGAGAGGGAAAGAGAUGAGGGAGGCAAACCUUGGGGUGCGGUUAAAGGCCGUCGAGGCGGAGGUUCGCGAACUCAGGGCAAUGGUGGCUAGUCAAGUCGCCAUCAUUCAGGAUUUAAGGCGGCAGCUUCGAGGCGGCAUGGAUGGGGCAGAGAGCAGCAGGAAGGGAGAACAGAGGCAACCGGGACGUGGCUUACCAAAGCAGCCACCCGCGGCUGAAGCUCAGCAAGAGGCACCCAUGGGGAGAGUCAUUUUGGAGCCUGAGGACGCUAAGGCCCUGAGGAAAGCAGAGAAGGAAGCCUUCGAAUUCAGAGCCCCUACGGAACUUGCUAUGUUGCCCAUGGUAACAGCAGGCCCUACCAUGUCACCCUCAAUUGAGGAGGGACUACCGGCAGCCAGUGGCGAGCCAGUCCAGGGCUCAACAGAGGGGUCCAUGGAUGUGCUGCUUGAGGCGGUACACACUAUGCAGGAAGGCGCGAGCUUAUAUUCGCCAGAGCCCAGAAUAGAGUAACCUUCUGAGAGUGAGAUGGGAGAGGCAAUGGAGGAUAUCAUCGAGGGCAGGCCCCAAAGAUUGGACACUCCUGAGUAUAUGCCAG